UAACUCUUCUAUCUGCCUCUCCAGUGGCUCUAACGGCGAGGGAGUGUGAGAGUGAAACAGAGAGAGAGAGAGGAUUUAUUCAGCUUUGAGUGCAUUAAUGAGGCAGUAUAUACAAAACAUGGUUAAUGACAUUGUUGUGGACACAGGCCACAGAUAAUGCAGAUUGUUCCUUGCAACAAUCAUUAUGACCUUGUGUGGGAUUGCAUCUCUUUUUCACAGGGAAUCAUGAUCAUGCUGAAACUCUGGACUCUCCUUCUUGCCUAUGCGCUGAUCAUUUGUCAGAUGUACACCUCACAGGCAGCUCCAUCCAGAAAUAGUAAGGAUGCCUUGACGGAUGGAGUCACACUAUCCAAUGAUGAUGCUCAGAGGUUACUCAGAGCUAUCAAGGAGCUCAUACAGAUAACUUCAGAUGAACAAGAGCACCAAACAGCUGAUGGAAACAACAAUGCAACAGCACAGAAGAGGGCAUGCAACACAGCCACCUGUGUAACCCACCGCUUGGCUGACUUCCUGAGUCGAUCGGGAGGACUGGGACACAGCAAUUAUGUUCCCACCAACGUGGGUGCCCAGGCAUUUGGCAGACGGAAGCGACACGGCCCUGUGUGAGCACAAGAAUAGAAACAUGGACCGAGUGCCUGAAUUUGAGUGACAAAAUUGUAUCAUCAUCCAUCUACGAACACAACAGCAU
Molecule: messenger RNA, 688 nt
Organism: Thunnus maccoyii (southern bluefin tuna)
Lineage: Eukaryota; Metazoa; Chordata; Actinopteri; Scombriformes; Scombridae
Gene: calca
Product: calcitonin/calcitonin-related polypeptide, alpha
Exons: 4
Coding region: 157-606 (149 amino acids)
Cellular component (GO): extracellular region
Molecular function (GO): hormone activity; calcitonin receptor binding
Source: RefSeq, a predicted model, not a curated record